Pomacea canaliculata is the source of this 1776-nucleotide messenger RNA. RefSeq names its product tRNA (adenine(37)-N6)-methyltransferase-like. The record is from RefSeq and is a predicted model, not a curated record. Lineage: Eukaryota; Metazoa; Mollusca; Gastropoda; Architaenioglossa; Ampullariidae. Bases 1 to 1416 code for a protein of 471 amino acids. The transcript is spliced from 5 exons.
AUGGCGGCGAGUAGUGAUCAUCACUUUCUUAGUUUCCAACCAAUUGGUUACAUGCGCAGCGUGUUUCUGUUCAAGAAUGGUACACCACGGCAACCUUCACUUUGCACUUCUGCACGUGGCUCACUGACUAUUAUGAAAACCAUAUUUAAUAAUCCUGAACAUUCUCUUGAAGGACUGGAACAAUUCUCUCAUGUUUGGAUUAUUUUCAUCUUUCAUCAAAACAACAAUGUGCACACCAAGGCAAAAGUUAAGCCCCCAAGACUGAAUGGUAGAAGAGUUGGUGUCUUUUCUACUCGCUCUCCAUAUAGGCCAAAUGCCAUUGGAUUAACACUUGCAAAGAUAGAAAAAAUAUCAGGGUCAUCCAUUGACUUUAGUGGCAUUGAUCUUGUUGAUGGCACACCCGUACUGGAUAUAAAACCAUAUAUCCCACAGUAUGAUCUACCUGUCGGCUUCAGAGGGAUUUCUGAUUCCCAACUUUCUCCCACAUUCACUGGAGAAGCUGAGAGGUCAGCGGACAUGCAUCAACACCCUUUUCUACAUUCAACUUCAUGUGUCAUGAAAAAGGAGAGAAAACCAACAUCAGAUCCCAUGACCAACACUGUUGCUUUAGAAGGCAGUUCUGGAGGAUCAAAGACAGAAGUCUUUGACAGUCCUGGAUCUGAACCAGACACCUGCAGUGUUGUCCCAGCUAAAUCACUGAUGGGUGAUAGCUGUCCUUCUGAUGACUGUAAAUAUGCUGCUGUUGAAAACAAAAAAGAGAAGCACUACCUCAAAGAUGAGCAGGAAUGCUUAACCAGCAUGAAGAAGAGCAUGCUUCAUGAUGAUGUGGAAGGAGGCUCAUGUGUCAGGCAUUCACCUCCUUUUUCAGGGAUAUCAGAAUGUUUAUCAAGGCAUUUAAUGCCAUCCCAUACAAACGAUCUUUUGCCAGUAUGUGAACAAACAAACUUUGCUACUUUAAAGGUUUGUGCAAGUUGUGGAGCAGAACAGAGGGAAUGUAAAGUAGUACCUGAAGGCUCAAAUAACACGUCUAUUGCAAGGGACACAAUCCAUACAGAUCCAGUGUUUAUAGCAAACUGGCUGUCCUCCCCUCCUGUAUCCAAACUUCAUGUAUCUUUUACAGAAAAAGCUGAAGCAGAUCUAAAACUAUUUAGCCAGCAAGAGCCUGAGGGUACUCAAACAGAAUACAAACUUGACUUUUUCACAGAAGAAUCAGAGAUAAGAGAUGCUAUAGUUUCUGUUUUACUGGAAGAUCCUAGGUCUGUUUACAGGAGGGAGAAAUGCCAGGAUGCUUUGUAUUUUUUCACUGUUGAUCGAAUCCAUAUCACAUGCUCUUUUCAUGAUGAUCAUGCUGAAGUGCUGAAGCUGCAGCCCAUAAGCUGGGCUGAGAAACUGAAGGAAAGACCACAAAAACUCUGACUGUAGUUUUCAAUAAACAUUUCAAGCUUUGUAGAUCAUGCUCAUCUUUAAAGAGCUUUGUGAGCUCUCUUUGUUUCAUAUGGAGUACUGCAUUUACAUUUAUUUCCUCAUCAAUUUUCUCAGAUCCUCUGCCAUCUGGUUAUUAUUUUACAUUUAAGUCUUUUUCUUCACAGCCCAUCUUUCUACCCUUUUUAAUAUUUCUUCCUUUAUUUCCUCAGUAAGAUUCUUGUGUCAGAUUUAAUUUAAGAUCCCUGCCUGUGAUGCACAUUUCCUCUCCAUUUUACGCGUGUAGAAAACGUUUUUAAGGAAGUUAAAUGCUUCCAGGUGUGAUAAAAUUAUAUAAAAUGUAUUGUUAAAAGC